This is a messenger RNA of Ceraceosorus guamensis, 1900 nucleotides long. RefSeq lists its product as hypothetical. Lineage: Eukaryota; Fungi; Basidiomycota; Exobasidiomycetes; Ceraceosorales; Ceraceosoraceae. Bases 1 to 1485 code for a protein of 494 amino acids. The record is from RefSeq and is a predicted model, not a curated record. The transcript is spliced from 4 exons. Gene Ontology annotation, molecular function: peroxidase activity.
AUGGUUCAAAUUCUCCGUCUCUUGCCGCUUGUAGGCUUCGUCUCAGCCGCCAUGGCCGCCUGCCCUAUGGCCGAGCUCACGCGUCGCGGCAAUGUCCCCGCUGACAUCGCUGCGCGAUACCACGCUGGGCUCGGUCUUGGCGACCUCAGCGCCGACAAACGUGGCGAUGCUCCCGUUGAGCGUGCCCAAGCUCCUCCAGGCUCUCACAAUGACCAGCCUCCCCUUCUUGACCCCUUGAGCGGCAUCCUUUCGCCGCUUGGACUGGGCGGCCUGACUCCGCGCUCGGACGCCCUUCCUGAGCACCUCGAGAUGCAGCGUCGUCACAUCCUUGAACGUCUCAACGAGCGCGAUGAGGACGUCGACAUCGAUGCCAGGGUCCUCACCCCUAAAGCGCAGAAGCGCCACUUCGAAGAGCGCGGUCUCAUCGGAGGCCUUCUUCAACCUCUUCAGGGUCUCCUUGCUCACCUCGACAUUCCUGCUCCUUAUGAAACCGGACUUAAAGCCAUUCCUGGAAACGAUCCGGACCACCAGUACAAAGCUCCUGAUUCUACCGAAAAAAGAGGCCUCUGUCCCACGCUUAACACAUACAUUGACCGAUCUGGCAUCACCACUUUUGCUGAGGCCGCCAAUGCCAUCCAAGAGGCUUACUCGAUCUCUUUCGACCUGGCCGUCGGCUUGUCCGCCCUAGGUCUGCUGGCGGGUGGUGACAUCAUCACCGGCAAGUACAGCCUUGGUGGUCAAGACCCUCGUGUUCCCAACACCCUUGGCCCUGCGCUCGGCAUCAACAGGCACGGUCUGUUCGAGCUGGAUGGUUCCAUCAGCCGUAGCGAUGCUGGAUUCGGUGACAACCACUCCUUCAACCAGACCAAGUGGGAUGCUCUGGUGGAUGACACCAAGAAGUACGGUGGCGGUUUGUUCAACCUUGAGGCCUUCAAGCGUAAUGCUGCCACCCAGAUCGAGGCAAGCCGCAACACCAACCCAACGUACACCAACGGCCCAAACUUCUUUGUGAACUAUGCUACUCGUGCUUUGACUGCGCGUCCUCUGCCCAACGGUACAGCCCCAAACACUCCUGAUUACGCGAACGUAGCCCCAUUCUUCCUUGAAGAAAAGUUCCCCGAAAACUGGUUCAGAAUUCCCAACGCCUACUCGCUCGUCGACUUGCUUGGUGACGUGGCAUCUUUGCUUCUCUUCAAGCCUCAACCUCUCGGCGAGACCCACAACGGUCGCUUUGUGCCACUCGAGGUGAACGUGCCCACCCUACCAGAGGAUGUUGCUUGCUUCGCCUUCGCAGCACUCGUCGACGUUGCACCUGGUCAGGUGUCCGGUGGCAUCCAGGUGCUCAACGCCAUCAAGGACCAGCUUUUCGCUCCUCUCUUCAAGUCCGUCAAGUGCGACAUUGACGAGUUUAGCAAGCGUCAACAAGGAGGUAGUGGUAUCAAUGGCGGUCGCCGUUCGGUGACCAGCUAUUCCCGCGAGGCUUGAAGAGGUGGAUGGUGAUCGACUGGCAAGGUCUUCAGACUCGCCCUUUGCUGUGGCCAACCCUUUCCACGUCCCGCACACAGCCGCAGCGUGCUCCAACGGUUGCAUAAGCGCGCAUGCGCCUGCGACUCACGCGCGCGUGUGUAGGAGGAACGCGUCCGGACGGUGUUGGACAGCGUGAAUGAAGCACGGCAUGCUCGCUGAGACAAUCACAUCGAUCGACCGCAGCUCGUUCGUCCUCAACGCCAGAGCGCCAGCUUUCACGGUCGCGCCUUCACCUCCAAUCCUCUUUCACCUCUUUCGACUUGUCUCCAUUCAUAAAUAUGCCUUUUCGCAUGUAGCCCAGUGUACGCACUACUACCAUCACGCAUAGCCUCCUCAACUUUGCUUUCGGACCUUCGAGUCUAUUCUAAUUGAU